Messenger RNA from Ixodes scapularis (black-legged tick), 5862 nucleotides. RefSeq names its product transcription factor Sp4. Gene Ontology annotation, biological process: regulation of transcription by RNA polymerase II. Gene Ontology annotation, molecular function: DNA-binding transcription factor activity, RNA polymerase II-specific; RNA polymerase II cis-regulatory region sequence-specific DNA binding. The transcript has 12 exons. The coding region runs from base 156 to 2477 and encodes 773 amino acids. NCBI's taxonomy places the organism in Eukaryota, Metazoa, Arthropoda, Arachnida, Ixodida, Ixodidae. The record is from RefSeq and is a predicted model, not a curated record.
UACGCUUCCGCAGAGGCAGGCGGCACGGGAGGCCGCGCCGCGCUUCGCCCCUAUGAAAAUUGCGUGUCCCAUAUGGAUGGCAACCCAUCGCGUUGGCCCAACGAGCCCGAGUCCCUUCGGGGCUCGGCGUAAGAUUCACGUGAACCCGGCUCAGGAUGAGCACAGGCGCCGACCGGAGUCAGGAAUCGGAAUACGUCGUGCCCGCCAAUAACUCGCAGGAAGUGCAGCCCUCCCCCUUGGCCCUGCUUGCGGCCACGUGCAGCAAGAUCGGCUCCCCGACGGACUCUCCGGCGGACGAAAGCAGCGGCGGCGACGGUGGCAAUGGCGACGCAGGCAACGGCGCCACCUCGCCUGCCAAGGCCACCACCGCCACGGUGCUGCCCUCUGGAGAACUGGUGGCACAGUACGUCCAGGCGGCCCCACAGACCGUGGGCAUCCUCAACCAGGACGGCACCGUCACACAGGUGUCGACGACGUCUCAAGCCGUCAAGGCGGCGCAGCAGGCGGUGUUCUCCCCCGGGACGCAGCUGGUGGCCCAGAUGACCCCAAGCGGGCAGAUCACGUACAACGCCAUGCCCCAGAUCCAGAACAUCCAGAUCGACGGCCAGGAAGCCAUCUUCAUCCCCGCGUCCUUUACGGGAGGACACCAGCAGGCGAUCCAGCUGACGGGGGCGGGGCCCACCCUGCUGGCCAAUCAGGGCUUCCUGAGGCCUCAGGCUACGGGCUUCACCCAGAACGUGGCCAUCCGCCAGGGGAACAUGGUGCAGACGCUGCAGCUUCCCAUCGCAGCUGCGGCGCCCAUGCAGCAGACCAUACCCAUUCAGGUCCCGAUCUCUACGGGCAACGGGCAGACGGUGUACCAGACGAUCCACGUGCCCGUGCAGACGAUGCAGGCAAUGGCACCCCAGGGCAACGUCUUGACGGCGCAGGGGCAACAGUUGGCCACUGCGCAGGUGGUGCAGCAGUUGGCGCAGAUGCAGCCCCAGAUGGCACAGCUCACGGCACAAGGUCAGCUUCAGCAGAUCCAAGUAACAGCCACGCCCACGGCCGCCCAGCAGCAGCAGGUGGUUCAGCGACAGCAGCAGCAGCAGGCCACCCCAGUGUCCUGGGCCGGCACCCAGAUGGUGAUGACCUCCGGGGACACGACCAUCACCACGACGAGCGGGCAGCAGCAGGGCGCCACCACGGUGCAGAGCAACAGCGGGCAGCAGCAGCAGCAGCAGGCGGCGGCGGCUGCCGUGGCCCAAGCUCAGGCGCAGGCUCAGGCACAAGCGCAGGCCCAGGCCCAGGCCCAGGCACAGGCUCAGGCGCAAGCUCAAGUGCAGGCGCAGACGCUGGCGGUGCAGCUGCCCUCUGGCCAGGUGGUCCAGGGCCAAGUGGGCCAGCUGCUGGCUGGGGGGGCGACAGCCUGGUGGCCCAUGGGGGCCAUCAACAUGUCCGGGCUGGCUGGGCUUAGGUCGCCCAACAUUAUACAGGUGCAGAGCUUGCCCGCCGCCAUGGCGGCGGCGACGGGGCUGCAGAUGCAAGGGGCGGCGCAGCAGCAGGGGGCGGCGCAGCAGCACCUCCUGGGGGGCGCCAUCCAGGCGCUGGGCAUCACCCCGCAGGGCAACGUGAUAACCUCUCCGCUUCAGGGGCCCCUCAGCCCCUUGCAGACGGUCCAGGCGGCCCUGGCCAACGGCCAGCUGGUCGCGCAGCAGUUUCAGCAGGACCCCAACGAUCCCACCAAGUGGCAGAUGGUGGCAGCGCAACCCAUGGGGACUUCCGUGUCCAGCGCCACCCAGCAGCACCUGCAGGCUGGACAACAGGUCCACCUGGUGCAGGCCCAGGCGUCGGGUCUGAACCCCGGUCAGAGCUCGGCGACGCCCAGUGAGGGGGGCUUGGAGUCCCCCGACCUGGCGGAGGGGGGCUCGCCGGGGGGAGACAGCGGAGGGGCCACGCCGGGCAACAACGCUGGGCUCAGGAGGCUCCGCAGAGUUGCAUGCACCUGCCCAAACUGCAGGGAGGGGGAGGGGAGGAGUAGCGAGAACAAGCGUCGGCAGCACGUGUGCCACAUAGCGGGCUGCCACAAGGUAUAUGGGAAGACGUCGCACCUGCGGGCCCACCUGCGCUGGCACACCGGCGAGCGGCCCUUCGUUUGCGAGUGGCUCUUCUGUGGAAAGCGCUUCACCCGCUCCGACGAGCUCCAGCGACACAAACGCACCCACACGGGUGAGAAGCGCUUCCAGUGCGCAGAGUGUCUGAAGCGCUUCAUGCGCAGCGACCACCUGUCGAAGCACCUGAAGACCCACCUGAGCAAGAAGGGCGCGGUCCCCGGCGGGAGCGCAGACGCCGCAGCGACGCAGCAGGACGAGUUUGCCCCGGACUCGUGCGACCUCGAGAUGUCGGUGGACGUGUCCGACCAUGACCUGUCCAUCAACGAGUCGGCCGUGGCGGACAACAACAACGCCGCCGCUGCAACUCACAUCCUCCCGGCGUGAUCGCGGGGGGACGCCAUCCGGCGUCUCCGAAACCGACCCGCCUUCCAGACGGCGGCAGCGUAGUGCCGGAUUUUUCCGUCGGGAAAUUCCCUGGGUGGACUGGCGCGUCCACUGGGCUACGAGGUACCAGAGCUUGAACCUUUGGUGCGGUAAAUGCAAGCGCGCGCUUGAACGCGCGAGACACCAGCACAAAAGCGGUCAAGAGCUGCUCCAGAUCCACCGGGGGAAUUGCCCUAGAACACUUGCUGGAGGCGGCGUAGAUAAUCCGGCAGUGCGACCCUGCCGUUUAGGAGGUCUUCGAAUCGCUUUCUCGAAGCUGGCGCUACCCUCUCCUCCCCGUUCCAAUGCCAUCAAGUGACACCGGAGAACCGUAGUCUCAAAACCGACAUCUGCUGGCACCGUCGCUGCUGUACGAACCGGCCUAUACGGCGCUAUAAUCGGACGAAACGGCAAACGUCGCCUUUCUCGAACGUUAAAGCCGUUGUAUCCCAUCAAUCUUGGGAAGAAACCUUUCCGGCGCCAAGUUCUUGUGGGCGGUGUCAAUAGAGUUAGUCAAGGAGUUCCAUCAAAAUCUUCAAAGCGAUGUCGCCAUUUAUUUAUAUUUUGUUUUUUCUUUCGUUGAUGCCAACUUUAUUGAGGAGGUGGAGGAGAGGAAAGGCGUUCGCGGUUUUGACGCAUUCUUCUUGAAACACGCCUGCAGAUGCACAACCAUAAAUUGGGAACGGCGCAGGUGGCUGGCGGAAACUUCGUCGAGAUUGGUGAGAGGUACUGCUUGCAAGCGAGUCUGUGCACAUGAAAGGAACGGAUACUUUCCUCGACAUUAACAAAUUAAUCGGUCGGAAAACUUUUAUUUUGUGUGAAAAUGAGGUUUCUCAUCUAUGGGUUGUGUGUUUGUAAGGUGGGGUGAAUGAAUCCCGGACUUUCCGAUGAACUCCCCUGGGGAAUCCAGGAUUUCCUUUCGGUGGCGUUCUUCGCCUCUCUAGUGAGCCCAGGCAUCUGGACUUGGUCUGCAUUGUGGUUUUUAGUCCCCAUCCGUCGGCGCACCUGGAAAAAAAGAUGGCACUGGAACGUCAAAAACGGCGACAUUCGCGUGGCUUUCUAAAGUGACCGAAAGACAUUCAAGCCCGUCGGGAGAGCUAAUCCAUUUGUUUAGUAGGGUACGUUGUUGGGCUAGUUGGUUCAUCUUAGUUAAGCACAUAAAAUAGUGCUGAUUUCACUAUUUUAUAUGUUUAACUAAUCCAUUUGUACUUUGAGUGAAGGAUCUCCGACGAGACAAUAAUGCGCACGCAAAUGUUUACAGAAACGUCACCUACGAGAGCCCUACUAUCGAGGAAACAGGUUGAAGGUUCGAAAUCUACUUGUUUUUUUAACUUGAAAACAUUAACUGUCCCAUGGAGCGAACCGGUGUCAUCAGCUUUUGAAGCCUCGCAAUCGACACCUAAACUUCCCUGUCCCAUGGAGCGAAGCCUGUAGUCUGUAGCAGCGAAUUGAUAGAUUAGAUAAAUUCCCAUUGGCUGCCACACUUCAUCGUUUAACUGUCCCAUAGCGAACCGGUGUCAUCAGCUUCUGAAGCCUCGCAAACGACACCUAAACUUCCCUGUCCCAUGGAGCGAAGCCUGUAGUCUGUAGCAGCGAAUUGAUAGAUUAGAUAAAUUCCCAUUGGCUGCCACACUUCAUAGUUUAACUGUCCCAUAGCGAACCGGUGUCAUCAGCUUUUGAAGCCUCGCCAAACGGCACCUAAACUUCCCUGUCCCAUGGAGCGAAGCUUGUAGUAGCGAAUUGAUAGAUUAGAUAAAUUCCUAUUGGCUGCCGCACUUCAUAGUUUCAAGGAAUGCCACCCCACAGAGAAACCCUCUCAAAUGGCGCUGGGGUGCCGAGGAUGGCACGCGCUCGGCCGCCACUCUCGUGUCAGGCGUCGCCAGAGAGGGGGGCUGCCACUUCUGCUCCUUUCGACGCUGAGGAACAUGGCUGUACUCGAAGCAUCUAUAUUGUCGGCGGCCUCGACCUCGGCAGUAGCGAAACGUGGCCGUCCAUGCCAGUACACCGCAGACGAACUAAGGGAGCGGAAGGACGAGAACUCGUAAGAACUGUCUGUUUGUUCUCCCACUGAAAACCACUAGUCAUGGCUGCCUCUCCUUUUUUUUUCUAAACUUGAGGAAAUGAGUUGAGAGGCCGGGCCGUUGUAGGCCGAGCCGAGCCAAUCCUUGGAGUCUCUUUCUUGCCAUUUCGAUUUCGACCAAUGGGAGCAGAGUUGCACAGACGACUUGCAAGCCGUACCGUCCAAUGUGGAGCCCUGGUGUUUGGAGAAGUUGUCGUCUGCACGUAUUCUUAUUAUCUCUUUUGCUCUUGCCGCGGUUGGUCGGGCCCCGUCGCCGUCUCUUCUGAGAAAGCGAGAAUAUUUUUGUUGCACGAUUUGCAUUGGUCAGAAGACGACGACGACAAAGCUCUGCCGCCCAAGGCUUGCGGCACUGAGGAGGUUCUUGUGCCGCAUUGUUUACUUUCUACGCAACUUUAUGCUUGUCGAGAAUGAAGGAUUGCCCCAAUUGUGCUAGUACUACCUAAUAUAUAAGUGAGGAGAUUAACCUCUAGCCCUCUUUUUGAUGGUCGUGGUUUGCGAAUGAUGCGGAGCGUUAAACAAGCGCUUCUCUUUGGGUGUUUUUUGUUUACAUCUUUGUGCGCGUAACUCUGUGCCAGCAAUUGCAGUGUCGCGAGCAAUCCUUGUUGCAUCGGGGUUUAUUGACACCAAGAUUCUCAUCAAAUAUCGUACACUUCACAAAGAAUAAAAAAAAAAAAAAGCUUCCUCACUAGAAGGUUUAGUUACACGAAAGACAUUGAGCCUUCAAACGUUUUUCACUGUUGACGCGAAAGCACGUUUGACGGGCGUCUUUUGCACGAGCAGCGAGCGAUCAGCACGAAAUGUAUAUAAGCCCAGACUCUAUUAAGACUGUAUCAAUGAAGCAGUGACCUGAUGGCCGGCAGAAGUCGGUCAACAUUGUUCCAAAUGCCACCAACCUCACAAAGCUCGUUUAUGAAGAAGUUGUGCUCGCGUACGAGUGACAUUGCGCAUUGUUCCGAGCACGCUUGUGCAAAGGAAGAAAAUCACUUGAUCUGUGUGUGUGUGUGUGUCAUUUUAGCGCCAAGCAAAGCGUUUCUUUGUUUCUUCCAUCCACAUACGAGGACGUUGUCCAUUCUCAGCGAGAUCACCGGCAUAAGCGUGCAUGUCCACCCUUUUCAUCGGAUUCAAGCUGGCACUGUUUGGCAUGUUGCCAUCUAGAUCCGACUUGUUGCAGAGCACUUUUAUAUAUCUGAGCAGGGAGAAGUGUGCCUCGCUUCGGCGUGGCACAGUGUCGCGAACUCAGAAUAAAGAAAAGAAUGUUGAAACUCU